This is a messenger RNA of Daldinia caldariorum, 4257 nucleotides long. RefSeq lists its product as uncharacterized. Gene Ontology annotation, molecular function: chromatin binding. The transcript has 4 exons. Gene Ontology annotation, biological process: negative regulation of transcription by RNA polymerase II; chromatin organization. Gene Ontology annotation, cellular component: pericentric heterochromatin. Bases 1 to 4257 code for a protein of 1418 amino acids. The record is from RefSeq and is a predicted model, not a curated record. Lineage: Eukaryota; Fungi; Ascomycota; Sordariomycetes; Xylariales; Hypoxylaceae.
AUGAGCGCGCAAGCACCGAAUUCACAUAUACUAGAAUCCAACCUUGAAGAUCCCCAAAUACAACAACUGCGACAGCCCCCGUCAUCCCGACCCAAGGAAACAUCGAAGGCGACUAAGAAAAAGAAGAAGAAUAAGAAAAGAAAGAAGCUCACCCUAACUUCCACCCGAAAGAAAAGCCAAAAUAAACGCGAAGGCGAAAACGACUGGUUCGAGAUCCAGGAUAUCAUUGACGAGAAGCUCGAGCGAGGGAAGCUAUAUUACUUGGUGGAUUGGAAGGGCACAGAUGAGACUGGGAAACCUCACGAACCGUCCUGGGUCCCUAAACAAAACUUAACAUCUCUUGCGAUACAAGAGUGGGAGGUCAGAAAAGCUACGUCUAAGCCAACUAAGGAUAAAGCUGAUGUAGCUGUUGGCGACUCUCAUCACUCCAUGUCAGAAUUUGAUACUCGUCAGCGUGAUCCUGUUUCAACAUCUAGCCGGGAUAAUCAAGGUUAUACCAAGAAGCGCCCGUUGGAAAAUCAAUCCUCAUAUGACUCUAAGUUAGGCGAGGGACCUCCAUCAAAGCUGCCGAAACUGCGACUAGCAGAAACCCCGUCGGCACUUCAUAAGAGCGCCGGUCGUGAUCUUGAACUUUCUAAGGGACCAGUAGCUGAGCCAAAGCCUUAUAAGAGUCGCAUAUUAAUACAGCUGCCUCGGAAUCCACCGUUUCCCGCAGAUCAAUACAUGCCCGUACCAACCGAUUCGCAGCAAACGGCUAGCCAGUCUUCCCAGUCUGCUGAUGCCCAGGCUGUACUAGUUCACGAAUCCGAGACUGACAGUCAAGACCAAAGGACUGUGCCCGAUUCUCAGGAAAUACACAGCGCAUUGAUCUCGGAUGUGCAUAGCAGCAUCCCUGACAACUUAAGUUUAUUUGGCGCGAGUCAACCUCGGGGACAAGCCAUUGUCGCAUCUCAGCAAGGUGGAAGACCCCAAGACACAGAGGUGCUCGGUCAUUCAACAGAAAUUCCUUCGCGUCAGCCGGACCGCCCUAACGUUGGAAACCUGGGUAACGUGUCAACUUCAACUUUUCUGAUUGGGACUGUUGUGGGUUCAACUGCAUCCGAACAUUCUCAGGGUACUAUUGGUAGAGAAAAUCCUCGGUUUAUGACACAGGAGCGCCUCGACGUUGACGCUGUUCCUCCAACAUCCCAGCCAACUAGUUUUGCAUCUACCCAACCUCACGAGUUUGCUUGGGACGAGCAUAUUUCUACGACGGGCGCUAGCCAAGAUCAUAAUCAAGAACAUUUGAUAGGUAAUAAUUCGCAGGCUGCUCAGGUUGUGCAGCCUCUCAACAGCCAACAGGGAGGGCUUGCGACAUUCACUGACGCGACAUUUACUGUUUACAACGAUUCUGUUGUGCACGACCCUGUACGAAGAAACGCGCAGGACGAACACAACCCGCAAAAUUCGAACCAGGCCUUGAGCGAAUUGGACGGUAACACUAGGAAUACAUCGUUCUCAGAAGAGCAUCAGUCUGUAUUAGAACCUGAGCUGAGUCGUGGAAACCUUCUGCAGGGCCCUCAGGAGAAAGAGGUAGAUUUUGAAGUAGAAGUACAUACUACCCAACCCACAUCACGACAAUCAGCUGCAUCUAGAAACAUGGAUUCCAACCAGGCUCCGCGAUUAUCGGCCCGCGAGAGGCUUAGAAUCGUUCGAGAACGCGAACUUGCAGCCCUUAAUAGCCUCCCGAGCUUUUGGGAAAUGAGCCAGGCUGGUGCUAGUUCAGAGAACGCUGGCACAACCUCUGCCUCUGCGGCAGAACCACUGGCAGAAGUCCACGAACCACAGGUCAUACAAGCUCCUGCUUCGCGAGAUAUAAGUCCUCUGACCCCAGUAAACCUGGCACCUCAAUCUUUCUUGGUUCCGCCUCUGGAGCCGGUUGCCAAUGAGACGUCUCCCGAUGAGCAUCCGUUACCAGUACCUGAAACUACUGAAGCACCUCCUGAGCAAGAAAGAGAGGUCGAGCCAGUAUUAGAGGAGCACGGCCAUAUUGAAACGGGUUAUAGUACCCACGAGGAAGAGCAACCGGCAACUUUGGAUCCAUCAGCUUUGACGUUAUCUAUUGAGCAUGAUAUGGACGUUGGCCCGCCGAUGCCAGUACACGAUGACCUCCACACUAACCUGCAAAUACCCGAUGAGUUUGCUCUGCCACAUGAAGAAGAAAAUCAUACGCCUCCCGACUAUCCGAGGAGCCUUCUUCCAUACAUACCUACGGGACCUAACGAGUAUCUUGUUACACUCCCAUUUUAUAACAGCUGCCGUCCUGUAUAUAAUGAUGUCCUACGCGACAAUGAGGAACUAAUCCGGGAGUACAACGCAUCGUUUCGUGUUUAUCCUCACCGAAUACCACAUCCUGCGGUACUGUCGAAAAUCAACGAGAUGUUCUCUAGGCUUUUCGACAUCUGCGAUCUACCACCUUUCAUGGAAACUACGACAACUAUGACACCCGCAGAGAUAACGAAACACGUCGUAAAUACAAAUGCGAAAUUUGCAUUUGUGGCCGAGCUGCUUGUUUACCUGGCUGAUGAGAAUUCGGACAAGAAGAUUCUCAUUCUGUCUCGUCCAGGAAAGGUCAUGGAUUUCCUUGGUAACCUUGUGGAAACAAGAGGUUACCGUUAUAUCCGAUCCGGCUUGGAGAUUGUCGGCCCUUCGAGCGCUGAGCAUAGCCUGACCGUUGCCGUUUCGUCCACCCUUGACAACUCCUCAUCAAUACCUGAGGACAUCGACGUAGUUAUAGCAUUUGACCACACAUAUCGACCUAAAGUGCUACCACGAAGGGUCCGGGAGCACGCUAUGCUGAUGGUGCUAACGAAUAUAUGUUCCAUUCAACACCUGAACAUGCGCAUCUCGGAGAAUAUAGAACCGUUAGAACGAAAGAAUGUUCUUGUCCUCGCGCUAGUUAGAGCGAUGCGGUACAUAGAGGAUGUCGACAAUUCUUUGAUAGUUAGAUUCAAUUUGGCGGCUGAGACUUUUUGCAAAUACAUACAAGAUCCAGACGACGACGAUUUCUACUGGGAGCCUUACGAAGUGCCAGAGGACGUUUUUGAGGAUCUGCACGAUGCUAGCACUCAAUCGCAAAUGUCUCAAACGUCGCAGCCCGGUUUAGAAGCUCCCGGACCCGACCAGCAUCCUGGUAGUCGCAAGAGGUCUCACGAGGGCGAAGAUGAUACCGACAUUUCCUCCAAGCGACCGAGGGUGUCGCAACCUACAGUGGUCACUCACGUGAGUCAUAUUAGCGACUCGCUGAAGGGUCUUAUAGGAGAUGACCCGGUGGAUGAGCCGUUAAAGGCAACGCUCUCAGUUUCAGUUGGUAAAUUAGAGAAUCUUUCCGCUAAGGUCACAAGCCUCGAAACCAAGCUACGAGAGAGCCGAGAGCGAGAAAAGAUUUUCCGCCGGCUUAGCGAUCGAUCGAAGAAAGAGGUCGACGAUUAUGCAUCCACCGUAAAUUUGAUGCAAGAGAAGUAUAUGGCUGCCUUAAAGGACCGUGGGACUUAUGAAGACCAGUACUAUAAGGCAAAGGAGGAAGCUCUAGCAGCUAGUGCAAGUCUCGAAUCUAAAAAAAGAGAACACAACGAGCUAAAGGAAAAGUAUGCGGAGCAGCAAAAACGGUUGUCGGCGGCGCAUGAGUCACUUCUCGAAUCUGCAAACCCGGAAGUUGUCAAGAUAACAAGACUAGAGAAGGAGCUUGAAGAGUUUAAAUCUAAGGCGCAAACCUUUGAAAAGAAGGUUACAUUGACCAAUAACGAACUGGAAUACGCCAAGAAUGCCUACCAGGACGCUUCUCAAAGAGCUGCUGAGCUUCAGACGGAGAACCGCGCGCUCGAACGGCGGGUUGAAGAACUCAACCGCAAGGCCAACGAAAACAUGGUCAAGGUGAACCAGAUCCACGCCGAGAGCGAGAGCAGGGAGCUUCUGCGGCUGCUCAACGAGCAGAAGGUCAUCGUUCGCGACCGGGAUAUGGAGCUCAACCGACUCCGGGACGAGCUGCGCAUGCUGAGGGAAAGCCGAAGGGGCACGAGACAGAGUAGCGUUCCUCGAAGUCCACGGCUGAGCGCUUUCGGCGUGAACAGCCCCCGGAACGGCGGCCGGGCCAAGGGUAGCUCCAGCAGUCGCGGCACCAGUCCUGCCCCGGCGACGGGGAUUUUCGAGGCAGGAGGGGGAGCCGGUACACCAGUUCAUAAUAAUCGGGCCUCGCAUCUACGGGAAUCUCGGUUCUGA